AUGGCGUUUGAUCUCGUUCGAAAACGCCUGACAAAAGAGCUUAAACUACUAACAGAAAAUCCAACGCCGGGGAUUCGAGUAGUAGACGAUUUUUCUGAUAUGCGAAAGAUUCGAAUUGACAUGGAAGGCGCAUCGGGAACACUAUAUGAUGGUGAACAAUAUCAAUUAUUAUUUAAAUUUUCUGAUCAAUACCCAUUUGAUUCACCUCAGGUGACUUUUAUUGGUUCUAACAUUCCUCUUCACCCGCAUAUUUAUUCAAAUGGUCAUAUAUGUUUGUCGAUUUUAACCGAUGAUUGGUCACCGGCGUUGAGUAUAAAUGCUGUUUGUCUUAGUAUAUUAUCUAUGCUUUCAAGUUGCAAAGACAAGAGUCGUCCACCUGACAACGAUUGGUACGUUCGUACAGCAUCAAGUGAUCCGAAAAAGACGCGUUGGUGGUAUCAUGAUGAUGCCGUUUAG
Molecule: messenger RNA, 456 nt
Organism: Rotaria socialis
Lineage: Eukaryota; Metazoa; Rotifera; Eurotatoria; Philodinida; Philodinidae
Source: the annotation of a GenBank genome assembly